CUUCUGAUAGUAGUGCCAGAUAGAUUCGGAGGUGGUAAAGCAGCGGAUAUGGCUAACAACUAUAAGAAAAAAGUUGCACUAAUCACAGGCAUUACUGGACAGGAUGGUUCUUAUCUAGCUGAGUUCCUGUUAGGAAAAGGCUAUGAAAUUUACGGAAUUAUCAGAAGAUCCAGCACAUUUAACACAUCCAGAAUAGAACACUUAUAUGCCGAUAAAUAUAGUCAUAAAGGCGGUAAAAUGCAUCUCAGGUACGGCGACAUGACAGAUUCGAGUUAUUUGGUAAAACUAGUGGGUGAAGUGAAACCCGAGGAAAUUUAUAAUUUGGCUGCCCAAAGUCACGUUAAAGUUUCUUUUGAUUUGAGCGAAUAUACAGCUGAAGUGGAUGCUGUUGGAACUUUGAGAUUGUUGGACGCUGUUCGCACUUGUGGCCUCGAAAAGACUACUAAAUUUUAUCAAGCCUCCACUUCAGAGCUAUAUGGUAAAGUUCAAGAAAUUCCACAGACGGAAAAGACGCCAUUUUACCCUCGAUCCCCAUACGCCUGUGCUAAAUUGUAUGCGUAUUGGGUUGUUAUAAACUACAGAGAAGCCUACGGUAUGUUUGCCUGUAAUGGUAUUCUUUUCAAUCACGAAAGUCCAAGAAGGGGAGAAACAUUCGUUACCAGGAAAAUAACCAGAGAGGUUUCUAAAAUACAUUUAGGUUUGUCAGAAAAUGUCGUUCUGGGUAAUCUCGAUUCUAAAAGAGAUUGGGGACAUGCAAAGGAUUACAUCGAGGCAAUGUGGCUAAUGCUUCAACAGGAUUCUCCAGACGAUUUCGUAAUUGCUUCCGAAGAAACAAGAAGUGUGAGAGAAUUUGUAGAGGCAGCAUUUAAAUUUAUAGGAAAAGAAAUUGUUUGGGAGGGCGAGGGACUCGAAGAAAUCGGAAAAGAAAAGGACACUGGAAUAGUAAGAGUCAAAGUAGACAAGAAAUAUUUUAGACCAACAGAAGUAGAUCUUCUGCUUGGCGACGCAGCUAAAGCUAAGAAAAACUUGGGAUGGUCUCCGAGAAUAACAUUUGAUGAACUCGUAAACGACAUGAUGACUUCAGACAUUGCGUUAAUGAAGAAAAAUCCUCAGGCCUAAUCAAGACAUCACACACAUUCGUAUGCUUUAUUUACUAGCAUUUACCUUGCCUAUUAAAGUUUUAUAUAUAUUUAUUACUAUAACAGUAUUAUAUUAAGUAAUUUAAGCAUGGGUUAUAUAAAAUACGGAAAUAAGACACAAUCAAUAAAUUUUGCCUCUAUUAAAGUA
This is a messenger RNA of Agrilus planipennis (emerald ash borer), 1287 nucleotides long. RefSeq names its product GDP-mannose 4,6 dehydratase-like. Gene Ontology annotation, molecular function: GDP-mannose 4,6-dehydratase activity. Gene Ontology annotation, biological process: GDP-mannose metabolic process. Lineage: Eukaryota; Metazoa; Arthropoda; Insecta; Coleoptera; Buprestidae. Bases 49 to 1119 code for a protein of 356 amino acids. The record is from RefSeq and is a predicted model, not a curated record. The transcript has 6 exons.